AGAGAAGGGGUCGAGUGUCUCGUUCGUUGUCUGUUUACCUUCUCCUGUUCACUCGUUAGUAUCAUCCCCUCCCGUACUCCGCCUCCGCCUAUCUCGUUCUGUGCCAGAGAAGGGAAGAACAACUGCUGGGCUCCUUCCGUCCCAUCUUCAACCGCUUCCGUGGCCUUCGAGUUUCUUCGCGAUUCUCCAAGCAACGAAGUGUUCAAAUACUCCUCGACGCGAUCAGCGUUCUAAGCUAUCCUUCCUCUCGCUUGCAACCGUCUUUGACUCCUCCACAACAACACAUCCAGGAAACUUAACGACUUUCCAACAUACAAGAUGUUUCGUCGCCGUUGGUCAGGCCUUCCGGCUGAACCAAAGUUCGCCCCAGAUCUCAAGGAGCUCAGUUAUUUCAUCAACGAGGAAGAUGAAGUUCGCUACGUGCAUGACCCCGACUUCUACUUCAAGUAUUUUUCGACCAAGAACACGAGGUACAACGACUGCCAGCGCUUCGCAUUCGACCAGGCAGUCAAUCAAAUCAUCGACUCACGGCUCGAAGCCGAGGGUCUCAAGGAAGUCCUCCUCCCGCUCGGGGUUGCCAGCAAAGAUGAACCUCACGUCAAAAUCCGUCUCAGCGAGGAUCUCUCUAGCAAGUCACGCGUCGUGAUCAUCUUCGGCCAGUCUAGCCAGGACUUUGGCAUUCUGGCGCACCGUGUCGCUAGCGGACCGGGUGGUCUCAACAAGGGCUCGAUGGUGAACAUAGUCAAGACUCUCAAGCAGCAGAAGUCUUCCGCCACCGACAACACUGCCCCUGGUAUCAUUCUCGCCAACCCCGGUGACCUCUGGUGGUGGCCUGAAGGGAAGAAAGGGCUGAGUAUAUUUGCUCGUCAUCAGAUUCCGGGUAGCAGUCUGGUUCACUGGGGCUGGCACCAUGAUCCAGCGAGGAACAGCAUUUCGGAGAAUGCCAAUCCGACGGAGCAUCUCAAGUAUAUCUUUGAGAAGGUGGUGCCGCAGUUCGUCAACGACAAGGCCAAGAUCGAUGUCAUCGCGCUUGGUGACAUGUCGGACGAGGUGGAGCAGUAUCUCGACAAUGACGAUGUUUGGGCGAAGAUCGGAUACAGGCUGAACGCUCUUGUGGUGCUGGGUGGCUUUUAUGAUAUGCGCAAGGCAAACUGUCAGGGCUUUAAGAAGUUCAUGGAUCAGCGUGGGCGCGCCUACAUAAUGAAUCAGGACCCCCUUGACACCCUUAUUGCUGGCCCCGAGGGCGGCAGCCGCGCCGUCACCGGCUAUGUCGGCUACGGUUGCCCUACCUACAGUGUCGGCCCGAACGCCUUCAUCAUGGAGCUUGUGCUCGUCGAGGCCGGUUCAGCGGUCUUGAAGUGGCUACAGGAGGUCGCUCUGGACAAGGAUUACGUCAAUGAGAGAGUUCACAUCUUCUUCCCGGAGGAAGAGGAGGAUGACGGUAAAUGGCCAGAAUGGGAUAAGGACGACGACGAUGAGUCUAAGGGGUCCAAGAAAAUCAAGGAACAAGACCAUGAAGAGACCAAGAGGAUCCAAGUCAGAGUCCAGAGAGAUGCCCAGCCUGCCAAGAUGGAUGAAUGCGAGGGUAUCGACGAGGAGUUAGUCAAGGAGAUUGCCAAGAGAGAAAAGAUGGCGGAUGGCAAUGCUGACUCAGAGGAGGAGACCUAAGACACCGUGACCUUCUGGAAACCCAAGGCUGGUGGUUCCUCGCAGGAAGAUCAGUCAAGGAGUCGAGUACUAUCUUCCUGACUACAACGAUGAGUGGGACGGGGUUGCUACACCCAUUUAAAAGGGGAAACGUGAUCAUGGUCCUCUCAAGGCAUUACAUUAUUUCUGGCACCACAGGGCAGUGGCUGAAUCAAGACCAUCUACCAAUUACUCAGAGGUAGCCUAAUUUUCAGGAGUUUCGAAUCGAUAGAUAGCCGAAUUCACAUAAUCUCCUU
Neurospora hispaniola is the source of this 1943-nucleotide messenger RNA. Its product is annotated as Arb2 domain-containing protein. The record is from RefSeq and is a predicted model, not a curated record. Gene Ontology annotation, biological process: regulatory ncRNA-mediated heterochromatin formation. Gene Ontology annotation, cellular component: nucleus. The transcript is spliced from 4 exons. Gene Ontology annotation, molecular function: siRNA binding. Lineage: Eukaryota; Fungi; Ascomycota; Sordariomycetes; Sordariales; Sordariaceae. Bases 319 to 1668 code for a protein of 449 amino acids.